Messenger RNA from Elgaria multicarinata webbii, 6381 nucleotides. RefSeq names its product fer-1-like protein 4. The transcript is spliced from 45 exons. The record is from RefSeq and is a predicted model, not a curated record. Gene Ontology annotation, cellular component: membrane. NCBI's taxonomy places the organism in Eukaryota, Metazoa, Chordata, Lepidosauria, Squamata, Anguidae. Gene Ontology annotation, biological process: plasma membrane organization. The coding region runs from base 1 to 6135 and encodes 2044 amino acids.
AUGGCCCUGAGCGUGAGCGUCAAGAGGGUCACCCAGCUGCCGGGGACCGGGGAGAGGCAGGUGCAAGUCAGCUUCCGAGGUUUUACUCAGAAGACAAAGAAGAUACACUGUGGCCAGGAAGCAGUCUUUGGAGAGCUCUUUCGCUGGCCACAUUAUGGAAAGCUCAUUAUGGAAGAGAUGUUGAUCGUUAAAGUUUACAACUGCAGUAAGGUAUUCAGUAACAGAUUGCUUGGUACCUUAGUUAUCAGCCUUCAGCACUUGGUAACAUCUGGACGACUAAAUAUCAGAGAGGCUCUUGUUGACAAAAACCACAGCAUCACUGGAAUAUAUGUUGAACUAGAUCUGCGAUACCAGCCUCCUGAUGGCGCCGCAGGGACAUGGGUUGAGGAAGAUUUUCUCUAUCAGAUGAAAGACAGUUCAGAAGUUAUAAUCCGCAACCCUGGAUUUGAGGAUCUGGAGGCUGCUGAUGUGAAACGAGCUGCCGACCUGGAUAGGAAGGCUGCGGUGCUUGGCAGGAAGCUUGUGAAAGGCUUGGAGACGGACGAUGAUGAGGACGAUUAUUAUGACGUGUCUGACAUGGAGUUCUCUGGCAUUGUCUUCAGCCCUGUGAAGAGCCGUUCUAGAGUCUUCUCCAAAUGGGACUUGUAUGCUGCUCCCAGACCACAAAACUUCCAGAUUGGCAUCAACAUAAUUGAAGCCCAGAAGUUGGUUGGGGUGAACAUUGACCCUUAUGUCAUUGUGAAAAUUGGAGAUGAGAAGAGACGCACAGCAACACAGAAAUCAACCAACUGCCCUUUUUACAAUGAGUAUUUUACAUUUGAAUUCCAUGAGCCAAGAGAUGUUUUAUUCCACAGACUCAUAGAGAUUUCUGUCUUUCAUUCCAAGAAGAUCGCAUUCCUAGGUACGCUCAUUGGGAUAUUCAAGAUUGAUCUAGAGACUGUUUACAGCCAGCCAGACCACAGAUUCUACCAGAAGUGGGCUGUGAUUAAUGACCCAAAGGACACCAGAGCAGGAGUUAAAGGCUUUGUGAAAUGUAACAUUUCUGUCCUUGCACGGGGGGACGUCAUGAGUUCUGUUCCCACUGCUUCCAGUAGUCAAAAUGAAGACAUUGAAAAGAACCUGCUGCUACCUAAAAGAGUUCCAGCAGAGAGGCCUUGGGCCAAAUUCUGCAUCAAAAUUUACAAAGCAGACGGUUUGCCCAGCAUGAGUGCAGGAAUCUUGGGUGGCUUUUCUAAGAUUGUGGGUGAGAAGAAAGUCUUCAUUGAUCCAUACGUCCAAAUUGCUUUUUCUGGACAGCAGGGAGAAACAUCAGUUGAAAGUGGCACCACAGAACCAGUAUGGAAUGAACAGAUCAGCUUCAUUGAGAUGUUUCCUCCUCUUGUCAGAAAAAUGAAAGUCCAAAUGUUGGAUGAUGCAAACAUUGGAGAUGUUGCGCUUGCUACACACUUCAUUGAUCUGCAACAAAUAUCUGACCCCGGAAGAAAUGGCUUUAAUCCCACCUUUGGCCCAACUUGGUUGAAUUUAUACGGGUCACCCCAGAAUUCGGCCUUGCGGGAUGUACAUAAAGAUCUCAAUGAAGGCCUGGGUGAAGGCAUAUUCUAUCGUGGGCGCCUACUCAUGGCCAUUAGUGUGGAGAUUUUCACUGCCACUCAAGCAGCAGAGAAAAAGCCUGUGGAAGUUCUCAAAGGUGCCCUAAGCAAGCUCAAGCUAAAGAAGAAGAGUAAAAAGGCCAAGGAGAAAUCCAAAACCUCUGUCAAAGAGCAUCAGCAAAGCCAAGCUGAGAUGGGCAUCCCUGAAGAGGCUGAGCAGCCAAGUGAGGUGACUGUGGAGGUAGAGGAAGUCCAUCCUCUCCCAGAGAAUGCCCUGGGAGUGAAAGAAGAAUUCCUUCUCUUUGCCUCCUUCUUUGAGGUGACAAUGAUGGACCCAUCAAUAGGUACCAAACCUGUGAAGUUUGAGAUCUCCAUAGGGAAUUAUGGUAAAGCCAAAGAGGUUGCAACCAAGGCUUCCAAGAAAGAUGAGAAGGGAGAAAAGAGUGAAGAGAAGCAGCCUUUGCUGGAACCAAGUUCAGAUGAUGAGCUGGAUAUUGAAGUCACACCACCAAGUACCCCUUUGCUUGAUAAGUCUAUGAUUGUGAACCAAAGACCUGAACCCACCGAAUAUGAUGGCUCUUACAGCUGCCUGCCCAUGCUGCAUGAGAAGCCCUGUGUGUAUAUUUGGAGCUACUGGGAAGACUAUACUUGGAGGCUCUGUAAUUCCAACUGGAUUGUCAAAAUAGCAGAGCGUUUGGAACAUGGACUGGAAGAUGUAGAGAAGCUCUUGAGGAGACCAAAGUCAAAAGCAGAUGAGAGGCUUCGACAGGUUCUGGAGGAGUUUGUAGCUGGAUGUAGGCAGUAUUCUCUGAAUGCGGAUAAAAAGCCAAUGACCCGUCCAAACAACCUUGAUCGAUGCCGGAUGAAAUCUCUUCCACAAAAUAUUAUCCUAUAUGCAAAACAGGGGCUCCGGAUAAGACGGCGACUGACUCGUGCCAACGUUAAGGAAAAAGUAAAUGAGACAAAGAUAAUUUUGUCAAAGCUGCGCUUCCUGGCUAAAGAGCCCCAAUGUACUAUCCCUGAUGUCUUAAUUUGGAUGUUCAGCAACAACAAGCGGGUAGCAUAUGCAAGGGUCCCUGCCCAGAACAUCCUUUACGCAGUGGUAGAAGAAGAGAAAGGCAAGGAUUGUGCCAAGUUCCAGACUGUCUUUCUAAAGGUUCCAGGGUCACGCUCUGGGGAGAUCUUUGCAAAGCUGGAAAUCUAUAUGUGGCUUGGGAUAACUAAAUACGUGAAGAACAGCACUGCAGAGCUACCAGAGGAGUUCAAACCAAUGUAUGAGACAGCACAGCAGACUGCAAAGAUCCCAUCAUACCUCCCGCCCAGUCGACUCAACAGGGAUGACUUCAGUUACUUUCAGCUGCGAGCUCAUUUGUACCAAGCUCGGGGGAUUCUCCCAGCGGAUGAAAAUGGCCUUUCUGACCCCUUUGCACGAGUGGUCUUUUCAACACAGUGCCAGACUACACAGAUUUUAGAAGAGACACUCAGCCCAAUGUGGAAUGAAUUACUUCUGUAUGACCAGCUCAUUAUUGAUGGAAAGAAAGAGGACUUGAAGACAGAGACUCCAAUUGCUGUCAUCAACAUCUUUGACUACAAUAAAUUUGGAUCACCAGAGUUCCUUGGUCGAGCCUUUGCUACACCUCAGGUGAAGCUGGUAGAUGAGCCAUACAGCAAACCUUCUCUCCAGUUUUUUGACAUUUAUAAAGGGCAUAAAGCAGCUGGUGAAUUAAUUGCUGUCUUUGAGCUGAUUGAACUGGAUUAUAGUGGCUACUUAGAGCCAUCAGUGCCUAAUGAUGUAGAUCCCAAGGAACCGGAAUAUUUGGGGGACCCCCGUUCUGGACGAUUCAUUAUUCCUGAUGGAAUCCGACCAGUCCUUAAGGAAUUUCGCAUAGAGAUCUUGUUUUGGGGCCUGAGAGAUCUGAAGCGUGUGAACUUGUUUGAAGUUGACCAGCCACAGGUGAUCAUUGAAUGCGCUGGGAAGAAAGUAGAAUCAGAAGUGAUGACAACUUACAAAGAGAACCCAAAUUUCAAUGAACUUGUCAAAUUCGUUAAUGUGGAGCUUCCAGAGCAGGUGUAUUUACACCCACCUCUAAGUAUUUUCGUGGUUGAGAAGAGAGCCUUUGGACGCUCCGUCAUGGUGGGAACUCACAUAGUUUCCCAUAUUAUGAAAUUUGCUCCUAAAGAGCUGGAUGAGUUGGAAGAGGAAACAGAUAGCCCAUCCAAGAAACGCAAAGCCUCAGCUCGCCCCAACAUCUCCCAGUCAGUGAUGAAUCUCGGUGCAGCUGCUGGGCACACUGUGAUAAACAUUGGGGCAGCUGCUGGCAAGACUGUAAUAAAUAUUGGUGCCGUUGCUGGUGACAUAGGUAGCAAAGUAAAUCCUCUUAAGCUUGUAAAGGAGCCUUUGAAGAAACUCCCUCUUGAUAAACUGAUGCCAAAGGAGGAAGAAUUUGAGGAGGAGAAGCCUGAGAAGGAAGAACUGGAUUGGUGGUCUAAGUACUAUGAAUCAUUAAAGGAAUUAAAUAACCAGACUCUUAGUGAUGAUGAAGAGGAUGACCCAAAUGAUCCAGAUGGAGGAAAUUUCAACGUUGCUUCUCUUGAUGUGGAAGUGGAAGAAGAAGUGGUUGUUGAAGCUGAGCCAGUCCGUCCCAAAAGGAAACUUAUAGCCACAUUAAAGAUCUACAGUUCAGAGCUGGAAAAUGAGUUUGACAAUUUUGAGGAUUGGCUCUGUAUUUUUCCACUUCAGCGUGGGAAAGCAAAUGAGGAUGAAGAUGGAAAUGAGGAGGAGAAUUUUGUGGGGAAAUACAAGGGUUCAUUCUAUGUAUACAGAGCUGAGGAGGCAGGCGCAGAACACAAGAUCUCCCAAGGAAUCCCCAGAAACAGACCUAUUAAGGUCCUUGUCCGAAUCUAUAUUGUUAAAGCAACUAACCUGACUCCGGCAGACCCAAAUGGCAAGGCAGAUCCCUACCUUGUGGUUAGAAUCGGGCAACAACAGAAAGACACCAAGGAACGAUAUAUCCCAAAGCAGCUCAAUCCAGUUUUUGGAGAAGUGUUGGAGCUGAGCAUCUCUUUCCCCAUAGAAUCAGAACUCACUAUAUCGAUUUUUGACCACGAUUUGGUUGGAUCUGAUGACUUAAUUGGGGAGACAAAGAUUGACUUGGAGAACCGAUUCUACAGCAAUCACAGAGCCAAUUGUGGGGUGGCCUCGCAGUAUGACACAGAAGGCUACAACAUGUGGCGAGAUGCUUUCAAACCCUCACAUAUUUUGGAGAGUUUGUGCAAAAAGAAUGCACUACCCUCAGCUGAGUACAGGCGGGAGGAAGUCAAAGUAAACAACAAGAUUUUUAAGAUCCCUCCGGAGGCUUUUCCUGAAGAAGCCUUGGUAAAAGACAAGAAAGAAAAUGAUGAUGAAAGCUGGUCUGCUUAUGAUGAGCACAAGGCUUUGUAUGUUCUUCAGCACUGGGAUGAAAUGCCUGAGUAUGGGUACAAAUUAGUACCAGAACAUGUAGAAGUUCGAUCCCUUCACAAUCCAGAGAGCCCUGGUCUCCUACAGGGAUCUCUCCACAUGUGGAUUGAUAUGUUUCCAAAUGAUGUCCCUGCACCCCCUCCUGUUAACAUCAAACCACGACUUCCAAUCAGUUACGAGCUGCGUGUCAUUAUCUGGAAUACAGAUGAUGUGGUCCUUGAUGACGUCAAUCCAAUAACAGGAGAAAUUUCCAGUGACAUCUAUGUAAAAAGUUGGAUCAAAGGGCUGGAGAAAGACAAGCAAGAAACAGAUGUUCACUUUAACUCUUUGACUGGGGAAGGCAACUUCAACUGGAGAUUUGUGUUCCGCUUUGACUACCUCCCAACAGAGAAAGAGAUAACAUACAAAAAGAAGGACUCCAUCUUCUCUCUGGAUGAAUCUGAAUUCCGGGAACCAGCAGUCCUUGUCCUUCAAGUCUGGGACUAUGACAGGAUUUCAGCAAAUGACUUUUUAGGGGCCAUUGAGUUAAAGUUAAAUGACAUGGUAAGAGCUGCCAAGAGUUCAGAGCAGUGCACCAUCAAGAUGGCCAAGGAGAAGGCCAUGCCUCGCUUUUCCAUCUUUCGAAACAAGCGGAUGAAAGGCUGGUGGCCGUUCAUCAAACUUAAAGGUCAGGAAGACAUUGAAAGGGAAGAGAGGGAGGCUAAGCAGAAGAAGAAGAAAAAGAAGAAGAAGAAGUGGAGGAGCUCAGUAAAGCCAGAAGAUGUUGAGUUUUCAGAUCCCAGUGGAAACAUUUUCAUCCUAACAGGAAAAGUGGAAGCUGAAUUCCAGCUACUGACCAUAGAGGAGGCUGAGAAGACCCCAGUUGGUCUGGGGCGGAAAGAGCCAGAACCGCUGGAGAAACCCAACCGUCCAAAAACAUCCUUCAACUGGUUUGUGAACCCCAUGAAAACGUUUGUCUUUUUCAUUUGGAAACGGUACAAGAAGUACAUAAUUGCAUUGCUAAUUAUUGUAAUUGUGACCAUAUUCUUGGUUCUCAUUCUCUACACAAUGCCUGGAUACAUCAGUGAGAAGAUAAUCAAUGGCUAAGCAUGCUCUCUCCUCUCUUGCUCCCCACAACUCCCCUCUGAAUUGUGACUUGAUAAAGAAAGAUAACAGUGACUUCUGUACUAAAGAUAUUGAGAGACAUGUGCAGGUGGCUGAUUGUGCCUGGAGCACUUUGAAAAGGCAUCUGUCAGUGAAAAGAAGAAACUGCCCAUAUCUCAGCAGCAGUCAGACUACCUGCUCACAUCUGUGAUGUGAGGACAAUAGCUUCUGAAAGAACUUUGAAUUAUU